Messenger RNA from Exophiala oligosperma, 354 nucleotides. RefSeq lists its product as uncharacterized. Lineage: Eukaryota; Fungi; Ascomycota; Eurotiomycetes; Chaetothyriales; Herpotrichiellaceae. The transcript has a single exon. The coding region runs from base 1 to 354 and encodes 117 amino acids. The record is from RefSeq and is a predicted model, not a curated record.
AUGCCUUCCCCGACAGACAAUUUACCAAUCUACAUCCUCUCAUCCAUCGUCCUGCUCGGCGCUUUUUCCAGAUUCACCCACGGCGUCUACACCCCGCAGUGGUACGCGUUCCAAGAAAGUCACGCCCCAGACGAUGGAUCUUUGACGGCCACCAUCACCCCCAUAAUGGACACACUGAUAGGAGUCAGCUUGCUCUUCGGAGGUCGCGUCCUUAGACUCCUUGCCGCGUCUCUGUCCGUCGUAUUCUUUACGCUUGGGCUCGGUCUACAAAUGCAGGCGGGUAAAGCGUAUGGUCCAGACGUGGCGCUUGUGGUACUGGGCAUCGUCGCUCUGUUCAGUCAAAUUCGUAAGUAG